AUGCCGUCAGGGAAUAGGGAAGGUGACACCAUUUCUCCAGCCUACUGGUACCUGGUCCUCGGAACCGGCCCUCCACCGACCCGUUCAAGCUUCCUGCGCAUGGCUUCGGAGCGCCAGGCCGUUCAUCGCGCGGGCAUCGUAGCCAAGGAGGCAAGAAGGGAGGCUACAGUUAAGGCCAAGGACACUAGAAAAGAAGCCAUUGCCAAGGCCAAGGCGGGCAACCCGGUCCCGUAUCUCAUGGGCACCAUGAAGAAGAAACUUGGGCUGGGCAAGAAGAAGAGUAAAAAGAACUCGCAGACAGCGCGCGGUGACAAGUCUUUGGGAAGAAUACAGCCAAUGGAAGGCGAGAUCCAAGAUACUCCCGGUUUCGAGGAUGAUGCUGCUAGUGAUAUUGCCAGAGCAUCUGAUUCCGAAGUCACUCCCAACGAUACAGACAGAUUCGGGGAUGACGCUGCCGAGGCAAAAGACUCGGAUACUCCCAACCGAGAUGAUGAUGGGACCAACUUGGAAGCGGCUCAAAGUCUGGAGAAUUGCCACAACAUCAAAGCAAGAGGUUCGCCUACCAGCGAUCAAGAAGCUGCCGUAGGUGCCUCUGAGCCAGCAGAAACACAAAAUAGCCAUCAGACUGAUGCUGGAGUUCACUGCCUAGACUUGUCCAAGACUUAG
Messenger RNA from Pestalotiopsis fici W106-1, 666 nucleotides. RefSeq lists its product as uncharacterized. The record is from RefSeq and is a predicted model, not a curated record. NCBI's taxonomy places the organism in Eukaryota, Fungi, Ascomycota, Sordariomycetes, Amphisphaeriales, Sporocadaceae. The transcript has a single exon. Bases 1 to 666 code for a protein of 221 amino acids.